GAAAGUCUCCUAAGCCAACUAUUUUUGUCUGGGAAUUAGAAGGACUGUGGAAUGAAAAGAAUAAUGUAGUUCGAACUAUCACAUUCGAACUAGACUGAUCACGAACCAGGAGGAUACGAUGUUGGGUCGUGUGCCCGACCGAAGCUUGAUUCCGGGGUGGGCUCAGCAGUCGACGUCUGACGUAGCUUGCUGCACGAUUUCAGUUCACACAAACUUUAGUAGUUGCUACGUCUUUACAAUCAUGGAGCCACUGCGACGAUGUCACCUUUCCUUUUUGUGCCGUGUUGUUUUGUUUGUGGUUUUAUGGCAGGUUACCAGAACUGAUUGCCCUGCAGACGGACGCACCUGGGUGCCUUUUGGGAACAGCUGCUAUCAUUUCGUACAUGGAGAAGAAGACAAAGCAAAAAGUUAUACUAUUGAAGAAGCGAAGCGAUUCUGCCAAAAUGGUACUGGCCUUCUGCAGAUCUCUAGUGCAGAAGAAAAUGAAUUCGUCAUUAAAUACAGUCCCAACGUUUGGAAAGACAACCUGAAUGUGUGGCUGGGCAUGUCUUAUGAUUCCAAUGUGAAGAAAUACCAGUGGUUCGAUCACACGGCUUUGAGCUAUAAGAACUGGGAGGAGGGCUCUGAUCUGUCACCUGUGGACACCUGCGUGGCCCUACACUUGAGCACAGGCCAGUGGUUGAAAGUGAGCUGUGCCGAUGACCCAGAGCAUGGAGUGGUCUGUCAGGCGCCAGGAGAAAUGCUGGACGAUUGCCCUAAGGAUGGGAAAAACUGGACCUCCUCAGGGACUAGAUGCUACCAUUUUGUCCAGGCAGAAGCGGGAGCAAAGGCCUUCACGUUUGAGGCUGCCAAGGCACAGUGCCAAGGCUAUGAGCUUCUGCAGCCGAUCACCCUAGAGGAGAAUCAGUAUAUUGUGGAUUACAGCCCCAAUGUCUGGAAAAGCAACAUCAAUAUAUGGCUGGGCAUGUAUUAUGACACCGAUGUGGAUGGUUUCAGUUGGUUUAACUAUGGCCGAGUGAGCUACGAUCACUUUGAGGACACCGAGGACACAGUGGACGCGGAGACGUGUGCGGCCAUGCGCGUAAGCACUGGGCAGUGGCUGAAGGUGAGCUGCAACGAGGACGUGGAGCAUGGCGUGGUCUGCGAAGCUGACGACAGUAAGACACCCAGAAUCAUUAGAUGCAGCUUUAAAGGGUCUGGGACAACCAGAGCCGGUCCUGUCAGUCCUUUGAUGUCAGCACUGGUCAUCUUGAGUGUGUUGUGCAUCAUUGGCGUCUCCGCCGUGCUCUGGUUUGUGAAUCAGAGGAAGAAUCCCGGCUCCUCCAUCAUCAGCGCCUUUGAGUAUCACCCGCCUUUCAGAUCGCCCGGCAUUGACGAGACGUGCCUGGUGGAAGCAGAGGAGAAUGAUGACCAGCCUUAAGAGUAUUUUAACACACUGCACUCUCUCGGGUUACUGUAUUGUGGUGUUUGCCAUGGAAUCACAUACUCCUUAGUAUGUGUAAAAAAACGCUAUGAGAUAGCUGAAGGUUAUAUACUGAACAAUUUGUGCAGUUUAGAUCUGUGCAAUCCUGAUAUACUAAGAGUCCUGAAAGACACACAGGCUAUUUACACAGGAUAUUUUCUUGAUGAUUUCUCAACCACUAACCCUUGGCCCAUAGCGCAGUAAUCAUUCAUAUAAAGUGUGGCUUAAAACGAGAGUCUUGACAGGUGAGGCAACAUUGCUCUCCGUUGGUGGUUAAACGGCUGUCCUCAAAUGCCAUCUGUGACGUGUGAGUACAGCAACGUAGAUUGGACCACACUCAUGAAGACUUCUUUUGUUGUGCCUCACAUCUCGACACACCAAACGUGUUUCAGCAUGUUGCACUGGGCCACAAUCCAAUCUGGAUCUUACAUAUAAUUACAAUGUAGCCUUAAUUAAUGCAUCUGAAUGGUUGUUUUCAGAUUGUUUUUAUGCAUACCUACAGUCAUUCUUGAAAUUUAGGAGGCCAUCUCUUUUUUUAUUGUGUUUGUCUGCUAAAAUUUAAAGCUGUAUGAAUGUCAGUUGCCACAGCUCCCUAUCCCUACAGGUCUGUAUCCCGUGUGCUAAAGGAUAUGUGGACCUUGACUUCUGUCAAGGAUUGUGCAAGGGAUGUUUACCCAAACAUUUGGGUUGAGGCUUGUGCUCAGGAAAAAAAAACAUCCCAACGCCCUUUGGAAAUGUAAGAAUCGCUUGCCUUUCAUGUUCAAAAGGCUUUGGGCUGUUUGUUCUCGUCUCCAUUUGUUUUCGUGCUGCAAAAAUACUGAUAUAAGUGCUUGCACUGUAGUUACAUGCUUGCUCACAAUUGAAGAAGCUCCUUUACAGCUGUUACUGAACUUUGAAACAAAGUGGGGCUCUGGCAUUCUGACAUAGUUUCAAUCUUCUUUUUUUGCCAUUUGUGUGAUUUGUCAGUGUUCUGUGAAUGCCUUUGUGUGAAUGUUUGAAACCUUUUUUCCCAAUUCUUUGGACUUUCUAUUCCCUUGAGGAGGAAUAUGGUUCGUCCUGAAAUCCCUCUGUGCACUAUUUGAUAAGAACUUACUUCAGUUCAUUGCAUUUUCUUUAUUGAGUGUGGAAUCCAAGCACUUUUAUUAAAAGCCAAACUAAUUGGUUGACUUUCUGUACAAAUUUUGUUGAUGUUUUUUUCCUUUGUGAACCAAAUCCCUUAUUAUAAAUGAAACCACUUCAAGGCUGUUUCUGUCAUUUCCCACAGAGAUGAAUAAAAACUGGUCUUAGUAA
Alosa sapidissima (American shad) is the source of this 2752-nucleotide messenger RNA. RefSeq names its product CD302 molecule (gene cd302). The coding region runs from base 119 to 1420 and encodes 433 amino acids. Lineage: Eukaryota; Metazoa; Chordata; Actinopteri; Clupeiformes; Clupeidae. Gene Ontology annotation, molecular function: signaling receptor activity. The record is from RefSeq and is a predicted model, not a curated record. The transcript has 9 exons.